Messenger RNA from Vicugna pacos (alpaca), 1095 nucleotides. It is a transcript of the gene SYNJ2BP, whose product is annotated as synaptojanin 2 binding protein. Gene Ontology annotation, cellular component: cell junction; basolateral plasma membrane. The record is from RefSeq and is a predicted model, not a curated record. Gene Ontology annotation, molecular function: protein kinase binding. Lineage: Eukaryota; Metazoa; Chordata; Mammalia; Artiodactyla; Camelidae. Gene Ontology annotation, biological process: embryo development; receptor clustering; cell-cell adhesion.
GGCUUCCUCUUCCGGUGCUGGGGCUGCAGAAACCCGAAGUGUGGCGCUUUGGCCGCUGGGCCGGGGCUGAUCCUCUCCUUCACCUUCAGGAGCCCUAACCGACCCAGGUCGGCAAGCCAGACGGGCAGUAAAAUAUGAACAGGAGAGUGGAUUACUUGGUUACGGAGGAAGAGAUCAAUCUUACUAGAGGACCCUCAGGGCUGGGCUUCAACAUCGUCGGUGGGACGGAUCAGCAGUAUGUCUCCAAGGACAGUGGCAUCUUCGUCAGCCGCAUCAAAGAAAAUGGUGCUGCAGCCCUGGAUGGGCGGCUCCAGGAGGGUGAUAAGAUCCUCUCGGUAAAUGGCCAAGACCUCAAGAACCUGCUGCACCAGGAUGCUGUAGACCUCUUUCGUAAUGCAGGCUAUGCUGUGUCCCUGAGAGUGCAGCACAGGAUACAGGUGCAGAAUGGGCCUCUAGGACAUCGAAGUGAAGGGGAGUCAAAUGCUAUUCCCGCAGCUGUGGUGCUGGUGUCAGUGUUUGCCCUCACCGUGGUAGCAGCCUGGGCCUUCAUGAGAUACCGGCAACAACUUUGAAAAGCUUGCUUUCUUCCAGUGCUCCCAAGAAAGAAGAUAGAUUUCUCUCUUUCUCUCACCCUCCUCCCCUGCCAUUCUCCCAUGACUUUCCCUCUCUCUACAUAGCCAGCACGCGGUUUAUUUAAAGAGACUGCUACCCAACCGCAACUUUGCUAUUCCAAAUCUCUAAAUCCACGUGUUCUGGUGGGAGAGUAAAGGCAUUGUUGGAAGGAAGGCUGAAGACUUGCUUAGAACGAAUGAAGAUUUAUAUAUUUUACUAGGACCGCCGAUUGAAGUUCAGCUACAACCCCGAAAGGGAGAGAUCCAGUCUUCCCAUCACCGCAGUCGAUUCCUUUUUUCUUAGCUGGCAUGCCUCCAGGGCCAGCUGUAAUAGAGGAAGAGGGGAUUUUUUCUUUUUAGUGAUUUUCCUUGGGAAGUUUUUGUGGCCUUUAUUUAAUUUCUAAUUACCUAUUUGGGUGCCUACUUUGUUUCAGACAAAAACAAAUGAGAAGAGCAUUUCUACUUCUUUUAAAAAGCAAAAAAA